UGCAGUUCAGUUUAGAAACACACCGACCAGGAAGUCUUAAAACAUGAUGUAACGUCUUCUCAUGUUAUGUUUGCAGGCUGCACGCACACUAUGUGACUUGUUUCAAAAUGAGUAAGAGGAAAGGCAAAGGGGUCAGUGACGUGUCAGCUGUCAAGAGGCGCAGCGUGACGGCUGAUCUGAAGCACCAGAGACCUUCCCCCAGCAGAGGCGCUCCCUCCUCCACAGGAGAUAUCGGCCUCAUUGAGAGCAUCACUCUGAAGAACUUCAUGUGUCACCAUUGGCUCGGUCCGUUCCAGUUUGGGCCCAAUGUGAAUUUCAUCGUCGGCAACAAUGGAAGUGGAAAAAGUGCAAUCCUGACUGCUCUGAUUGUGGGCCUCGGUGGAAAGGCCACCGUCACAAACAGAGGAAUGUCUCUGAAGGAUUUUGUGAAAACCAGUGAGAACACUGCAGAUAUCACGGUAAAGCUGAGAAACAGAGGACAAGAUGCUUUUAAACGGGACGUCUACGGCGACUGCAUCUCCAUCGAGCACCGCAUCUCCAGUGAUGGAUGCCGGACCUGCAGACUCAAGAACAAGUCAGGACAACUUGUCUCAAACAAGAAGGAGGAGCUGACCGCCAUUUUGGACCACUUUAACAUCCAGUUGGAUAACCCCGUGUCCAUUCUCAACCAAGAAAUGAGUAAACAGUUCCUGCAUUCAAAGAGUGAAUCCGACAAGUAUAAGUUCUUCAUGAAAGCAACUCUGCUGGAACAGAUGAAGAGAGAUUACAUCCACAUCAAGCAGACCAAAACAGUUACACGACAGCAGGUUGAGAGACAAGAGGAGUCUCUCAAGGACCUGAAGCAAGAGUUUCUCCAGAAGAAAGAGAGGUAUGAAAAGUGGCCGUCCUUCAGUGAGAUGAAGGUGGUUUUGGAGAAUCUGAAGAAAGCAAUGGCAUGGUGUUUGGUCAGAGAGAAGGAGCAGCUUGUGCAGCAGUUACAAGAGGACGUUGAAAAGGAUGCGAACAAUCCCAAACAUCAGGACAACCUUCAGCUCUGUCAGUCUGAGGUCACACAAGUAGAGAAGAUGCUUCAGUGCAUCAAAAGCAGGGUUGACAGCAAGAGACAGGAACAGGAGUCUCUGUCUGAAGACAAUCUGAGGUUGAAAGAGCAAGUGAAGGUUGUCAGCAAAGCUCACAAGGAACAGGAGCUUGUUUAUUUCCGAGCUCUGAACAAACUCAAACAGUCAGAGAAGGAGCAAGACCUUCUUCAGGAAAGAAUUAAUAAGGCAAAAACAAGUGUAAGCCUUGACAACGAUGUAGACACGGAGUAUACAAAACAGCAGAAGAAAAUAUCCAGUCUGAAGGAGCAGCUUGCAGAGCUUGAAACAAAGGGCUCAAAGCUGAAUCAGGAGAUCAAGAACAAACAUCAGGCACUUUUCACAGGAAGGGAAGAGCGGGACAAGCUGAGAUUGGAGGAACGAAACAUCCAGGUCAUGUACGAGUCCAAACUGAGGAGGAAAAAUCAGAUCCUCGCCAGUCGGACAAACAAACUGAAGCGGUUUGGAGAUCAGGUACCCGACCUGCUGGGUUCCAUCGCUGAGGCGUACGCCACAGGGCGCUUUCUCAAGAGACCUGUUGGUCCAAUAGGGGCAUGCAUCAGUUUGAAGGAUCCCAUGUUGGCCGUGGCCGUGGAGUGCUGUCUGCGGAGCUUCAUGAAAGCUUUCUGCUGUGACAACUACAAGGACGAGGCGGUCCUCCAGGAGCUGAUGUGUAGCUACUAUCCAAAGGGCAACAGGCCGCAGCUCAUCGUCAGCCGUUUCUCUGAAAAAGUUUACAACAUUCAAGGACGGAAAGCACAUCAUCCAGAAUAUCCGUCCGUGCUGGACAUAAUCACAGCAACAAGCCCGGUCAUCAUCAACUGCCUGAUUGAUAUGAGGGCGAUAGAGUCAAUUCUCAUUAUCAAAGAAAAAGACAAAGCGAGGAGGGUCAUGCAGCAAGGCCGGCCUCCUAAAAACUGCCGUGAAGCCUUCACUGCUGAGGGAGAUCAGGUGUUUUCAAACCGUUAUUACACCUCCGACUUCAGCAUGGCCAAGUAUCUCGGCGGGGAUCUCGAGACUGAAAUAAGUAUGUUGGAGUCAGACCUGGAGAAUCACCAGGCUCAGCUGUCCAGGUUUCAGCUCCACGUGACCUCUGUGACCGAGGACAUCAUCAGCAUGGAGAACAAUCUGAACAACACCAUCAUGACCCUGAAGAAGACUCUGGUCUCUGUGAAUCAAGUCAAGGCAUCAAUAACUGAGCUGGAGACUGCUGGCGAGGAGCACAUCGAUGACAUCAGCUCCUUGGAAGAAGUCGCCCAGGAGAACCGACAGAAGAUCGAGGCAGAAAAGCAGACUGUUUAUGAGGCGAAGACGGAGCUCGACAAGCAUCAGAGAGCAGCAGAGGACACCGAGUCCAAGUACUCUGCUGUUAGAGAACGGAUUGAUCAGCUUUCUGACGACAUGGAAGCGUUAAAGGAUGAGCAGCUGAUGCUGGAUGCUGAGUGUGCAAAACAUGAUCGAACCCUUAAGAUUUUGGAAACCAAACUGAAGGCUCAUGAUGACAACAUUCAAGCUAUGAACAUUGACCUCGCUGAAAGAGAAGAAGAGUUACAGGAAUAUGUGGCCAAAGCCACCGAGAUCAGCCCCGAGCGGCAGCAUGUGACCGGCAGCACCAGAAGCAUCGACACCGAAAUCACUCGGCUGAAGAAGAAAAUCAAGGUGUUCGAGAGCAACCAUGGCGAGCAGGAGCAGGUGGUCAGGGAGUACGCUGAGGCCCUCACUCUCUACAGAGAGAAAACCAACCAAGUGAGAGGUCUGCAGAGGUUCAUCGAUCAACUCGAUAACAUCAUGUCAGACAGGCAGAACAGAUACAAGACAAUGCGUAGGUCACUCUCUGUCAGAUGUAAGUUAUACUUCAAUAACUUUCUGACAAAGAUGAACUGCUGUGGCUCUAUGGUUUUUGAUCACAACAAUGAGACACUCUCAAUCUCGGUGAAGCCUCCGGGCAGAGAGGACGAUGGUGUGAGCGACAUGAGGUCGCUGUCUGGGGGUGAACGCUCCUUCUCCACCGUUUGCUUCAUGCUCUCUCUGUGGGAGAUCACCGAAUCGCCCUUCAGAUGCCUCGAUGAGUUCGACGUCUACAUGGUGAGCGCACAGAAUCAUCAGAAACACACACGUUUUUGUAUAAAAAUAUGCAUCGACCUUUGGCUUUCACUCACUUCGAUUAAAUCUUUCGUAGGAUAUGCACAAUCGCAGAAUCUCUCUGGAUCUCCUCCUGGAGCUGUCAGAGCGGCAGCACCUUCGACAGUUCGUCUUCAUCACUCCCCUCACCACCAGCAAUCUGCCCAAAACCAGCCUCAUCAAAAUCCACCAGCUUCAGGAUCCUGAAAGAGUUCGUAGCGAAACGAUGGAUGAAGAUGUUUGAGCUGAGCUCCAGUGUCAGAAACAUUGAAAGAGAUGAGGAUGAAUGUGCAUGUGCACGGUCGAUGUAUAUUUCAGUAUUGCUUUGUGUGUUCGGGAGUUGUAAAUGUAAUUUGUUUGCUGUGAUAAAUUCUUGAAUGUGUCGUGUCAUUCCUGUUAUGCAGCCUAUAAAAGCCUAUUCAAGAACGUUUGAGUAUUUUAUAUUUUUAUGGAUUAUAGCCCUUGUAUGUACCAAAAAAAUGUCAGUUAAGUUUUAAAAAAAAAAAGCUGUUUUAAUGUGCAUUAUUCUGUAUUUAUGUGAUGAAAUAUACCGUAGUCUUUAAUGUUAUAAAUAUUAGACACAUUCUGAAGAAAACACGAGGAAGUGAUUCAUGGGGACAGAAGUGUUGCUGCAUAACAGGAAUGACCCUUUUAUGAAGUGUAGUAAUUGUGUUAUUACAAUAUGUGUUGCCUUUAACGUGUUAUUGAUUUGAUAUUUAUUGUUUUUUUCACUCUGAAGGCUCUGCUGCCACCAACUCUGAGGACAUUUAAGAUUUGGUGUGUUUGGGUGUGAAGACCAGUACUGCCUCUAGGGACCGCUAGCGAGAUUCUCACUCUUUGUAUUACUAUUCUUAAUAUGUAUCAUCCAUUAUAUCAUUUUGGGCAUCUCAAUAACAUAUUAAUUUCAGUUAUGAGUGGAAGUUUUUUUUAAAUGUUUUAAUGAUAUUUUUGUGUAGUCUUACCUCAGGAGUCAGUGUUAAUAUUUAUAAUAAAUUUGCUCCUGGAGUCGAUCAUAUUUGGGCUCUGUGACAUAAACAUGUACACUCUCCAGUUCUCUGAAAACCACUCAUGUAGCAGCUGUUUACUGUAACUGCUGUGAAAAUCAUGGCCAUUGUUACAAUAAAAUUUUGAAUUAUCCAAA
Messenger RNA from Anarrhichthys ocellatus (wolf-eel), 4338 nucleotides. It is a transcript of the gene smc6, whose product is annotated as structural maintenance of chromosomes 6. Gene Ontology annotation, cellular component: site of double-strand break; Smc5-Smc6 complex; nucleus. The transcript is spliced from 26 exons. The record is from RefSeq and is a predicted model, not a curated record. Lineage: Eukaryota; Metazoa; Chordata; Actinopteri; Perciformes; Anarhichadidae. Gene Ontology annotation, biological process: double-strand break repair via homologous recombination. Bases 108 to 3404 code for a protein of 1098 amino acids. Gene Ontology annotation, molecular function: ATP hydrolysis activity; damaged DNA binding; single-stranded DNA binding.